AUGCCGGAUCCAGACUUUGAUGGCUUGCCCAGAGAUCUUGACAUAGAGCCUAUUGAAGGUUGCGAUAAUGACGAGCUGCAUAGAGGGCCUGAUGUACCACCUGACAAUCUUGACAAUAAUGAAAUGUGUGCACCCCAUCAAAAUGAGCACAAUGAGAUACCACCUGCAGCACAUUGGCAUAAUCCACUGAAAGAUCUUGACCUAGAUCAGUUGUCUCGUGAUGCGAAAUGUUUUGAACUUCAACGAGAUAUGCAAUUUAUUCUCGCGCUGCAUAAUGCUACUCUCAACGACGGUGUGGAACUUAUCGGAGAUGCAUUGGAGCGUUUGUGA
Suillus plorans is the source of this 330-nucleotide messenger RNA. RefSeq lists its product as uncharacterized. Bases 1 to 330 code for a protein of 109 amino acids. The transcript has a single exon. The record is from RefSeq and is a predicted model, not a curated record. NCBI's taxonomy places the organism in Eukaryota, Fungi, Basidiomycota, Agaricomycetes, Boletales, Suillaceae.